AUGUCUCUUCGCUCCUUUCUCACUACUGCGGUCCGUACAGGGCAGCAUUCGCAUCGGAUGGUUAUAAGACUAGAGCACCGCAUAGGUAACAACCCUUCCGGGGAUUUUAGAGGUCUACAUUACUACCAUUCACAACACGACAAGAAUUCAUCUCCACGGAAAUCUGAUAGAGAGUUAUAUCGACACGAUGCGCUCAUACACUCCGAUUCCAUAAGACUCCUGAAGCUUCUGCGCGGAGCGCGUCAUUCACCACUGCAAUGUGAGAUCCUGGAACAAAGAAAGGGCUCAGGUCCCGCGUUCGAGGCUUUAUCAUAUACCUGGGGCGCACCGGUCUUUGCUCAAGUCCUCGAGGAGGUCAAGUCGGACACGAUUGUACGUAUCACGGAGAACCUUUCACACGCGCUGCACGAGUUUCGGCUCAAGGACACGGACCGCUAUCUCUGGAUCGACCAAAUCUGCAUUAACCAACAAAAUGCCUCGGAAAAGAGCCAUCAAGUGGCCGCCAUGGACGAGAUAUAUCGUGGCGCAACUAGGACGCUCGUCUGGCUUGGGAAGGAAGAAGCACACGAGGCCAUGGACGAACUGGAACGCAUUGGUGGCGAUUUUGAAUCCUUUGGCUACAAAAAGGUCUUUCCUUUCCCACCGACCGUUUGGAGUCAGGAGUACCUCCAGAAAUUCAUUGCCCUGUUCGAGACCUGCAACGGUGGGGUUCUCUAUGACUUCUUUGGAAGACCAUGGUUCGAGCGCGUGUGGGUCUUCCAAGAGUUCAUUCUGGCCAGGAACCUUGAGAUCUUCUGUGGCAGCCGUUCGAUCAGUUACGAUCUCUUCAGCAAGACGUUGUGUAUCUUCUACGUCGCUAUGAGAAAAAUCAAUCUUGGUAACAUGGGCAUGCAGCACGACCGGGGAGGAGUGAUGAAGCUGAUCACCAGUCCGAGGUACGCGCGCGCUUGGGAGCUGAUUCGGCGACGUGAACGAUACCUGGCCCUCCAGAACAUCGCAUUGGAGAAUGAGAAAGAAGAGCAGGUGAAGGCGACGCCCGGGACGGAAAAGAGCCCAGGGGAUGGAAUGUCUCUUCAAGAGUCGUACUAUUCGCAAUCAGCUUCCCCGGAUAACAUCCAACCAUCCUCCAUCAUCGAUCUCUGUAUCGCAACGCAAGAAUUGAAAUGCUCCGUCAUUCAAGACAAGGUUUAUGGCGUCCUCGGCAUCUCGCUCAGGAAUCGCCUGCUGGUCCCGGACUACACCAUCACGCCGGAAGCGCUCUGGGCACAGCUCGCGCUAAGGUGCUUGGAAUCCGGGGAUUUGACGGUGCUGUACCACGCCGGGGUGAACCUUCACCACGUCCAGGCCGGUGUCCCGACCUAUGCGAUCAACUUCAGCCAUCCCAUGCCUCCACAAUUCCGAUUCGGAGGCGGAAGCACUGCCAGGUUCCAUGCUGGAUCGACCGCCCCGCCGAGAGUCAGGCUCGUCCGUAUGAUGGCUGGAGAAGCAGAACUCUCUGUCAACCCACAGAUCGACGGCUACGUCGUUGAUCACGUAGCCAAGGUUAUUGCCGGUUCCGCAGAUGCAGGCGGAGCAGAAGACGUUUAUUGGACCCCGGAUUCACUACGAGGGCUUUACAGUACGGUAGCAGAUUGGAGAGGCAGCCUCCCUGAUCCGUACAACCGCGAAAGUCUCCACACGGUCUUCACGCGGACCAUCCUCGCCGACAAUGCACACCCACAGGUAAACGUCGCUGCUGGCGGAGUUAAAAGGAACGAACCGACCCUCGUGCUCAUGGGAUUGAUAGCACUCAAAUCCGUCAUGGUGGGACAGCGAAUAUUCACAUUCCACGAGCGCGUUGCUCAGGCCUACGGAACCGUGGCAUUGGGUCUCAGGAAUUUUGACGAUGAAGAGCCCGUGUUCUACACCUUUCCGUCGAAGGAUGCAAAAGCAUGGGAGUUGGCAACGCCGGAUGGAUCUGGCUCCGGCUCCGUGUCGGUGGUCGAGCUAGACGGGCCCAUCGUCCAGCAGUUGCAAGUCUAUCUGCAGACGGUCUCGAUGGUGUUGAACCGCCGCUGCGUUUUCAUGACUUCGAAGGGUUACUUGGGCGUCGGGCCCGGCAGUGUGGUGCAGGGGAGCGUUGUGUUUGUGCCGGUAGGUGCGCAGACUCCCUUUGUCCUGCAUCCGCUGUCUUCGGCGGUAGAGAGUGCGCCGGAAGAUGUGGCGCGCCGGGCCCUGCAUAUCUUGCUGGGCGAGUGUUACUUGCACGGUUGGAUGGAUGGUGAAGCUCUUCAGGAAAGUAAUGACUGUCAAUACGCUGAGAUAGUCCUCAAAUAG
Molecule: messenger RNA, 2316 nt
Organism: Endocarpon pusillum Z07020
Lineage: Eukaryota; Fungi; Ascomycota; Eurotiomycetes; Verrucariales; Verrucariaceae
Exons: 1
Coding region: 1-2316 (771 amino acids)
Source: RefSeq, a predicted model, not a curated record